AUGACCUCACAGGACUCCACUUCUCCCGUCACCCUCCGAACUCGCAAGUUCAUCACCAACCGUCUGCUCCAGAGGAAGCAGAUGGUUCUCGAUGUCAUCCACCCUGCUCGUCCCAAUGUCUCCAAGGCUGAGCUCUCUGAGAAGCUCUCCGAGAUGUACAAGACCCCCAAGGAGCAAUGCGUUGUUUUCGGUAUGCGAACCGCUUUCGGUGGUGGACGCUCCACCGGUUUCGCCCUCAUCUACGACUCGCGUGAGUCGAUGAAGUUCGAGCCCAAGCACCGCCUCGUCCGCAUCCAGUACAGUCAUCCUGCAACAGUCAUUCUGACAUUCCCUGAUCCUAUUUGCAUUCAUCACCCACAGAUUGGCCUUGCCGAGAAGACCGAGAAGGCUUCGCGCAAGCUCCGCAAGGAACGCAAGAACCGUGCCAAGAAGGUCCGUGGUACCAAGAAGACCAAGGCUGCCGAGGCUUCCAAGAAGAAGUAA
Molecule: messenger RNA, 483 nt
Organism: Ustilago hordei
Lineage: Eukaryota; Fungi; Basidiomycota; Ustilaginomycetes; Ustilaginales; Ustilaginaceae
Product: putative 40S RIBOSOMAL PROTEIN S24
Exons: 2
Coding region: 1-483 (160 amino acids)
Biological process (GO): translation
Cellular component (GO): ribosome
Molecular function (GO): structural constituent of ribosome
Source: RefSeq, a predicted model, not a curated record